AUGCCACUCCGCGUUGCGAUAGUCGGUAGUGGUGUCUCGGGUCUAGCUGCUCUAUGGACGCUACAACAGCAGCAGAAACAGAAACAGCAACAUGACGAAGAAGACGAGAUUGAGACACAUCUUUACGAAGCAGACGACCGUGUAGGCGGUCAUACACUGACAGUUCCAUGGCGCAAUCUUUCGAAAGCUGGUGGCGUUACAAUGGUGGAUAUUGCAUUUACGCUGUAUAAUAAGUUGACAUAUCUACUUACAUUCUCACUUUAUGCCUGGUUUAGACAUAAGAAGAUGCAAACUAACCCUGUCUAUCCAUCUACCCAUCCAGCAAACUUCACAUCCUUACUCUCUCACCUCAACAUCGCCUCUCUCCCCAUGCGAAUCACAUUCGGCCUCAGCAGAGACAACGGCCAAUUCGAAUGGUCAUCCACCUCCCUCUCAACAUUCUUCGCACAGCGCCGAAACCUCCUCUCCCCAAGCGUAUGGCGCAUGCUUUUUGAUAUAUGGAGAUUUAACCUCUUCGCCACGGACAUCCUCCACCAUAACAACAACAAGUACAACCCCCUGAAUCAGAACCAUAACCAGAAUCUCAAAUCCCAACAGAAAGAAGAAGAGGAAGAAUCCGUAGGCUCCUACCUCAAACGAAACAACUACUCCUCGACAUUUCGAGAUAAUUACCUAAUCCCACUCGCGUCGUCGAUAUGGGUUAAUGAUCCGAACCAGACGUUAAAUUCGAUACCGAUACUAAUGCUCGUUGCGUAUUUCAAGAAUCAUUUACUUCUCAAUUCCUCGUUUGGCGAUGAUGGUGUGCAGUGGUUGGUUAUCAAAGAUGGUGCGAAGCAAUAUGUGGAUCGUAUCUUGGAGGGUCUCCCAGUUGGGAAUUUGCAUGUUUCGACGCCUAUUGUUAAGGUUGAGUCAGAUUGCAGGGUUGAAGGGAGGGGGGCUUCGCUUUUGUUGCAUACGGCAGAUGGAUCUAUUGAGCGAUUCGAUAGGGUUAUUGUAGCCACUGCUGGUGAUGAGGCGUUGCGCAUUCUGGGAGAUGGGGCCACUGAUGAUGAGAGGAGGAUAUUGGGAUGCUUCAGGACAAGUCCGAGUAGAGUGUUCUUGCAUUCGGAUACAUCGUUCAUGCCCCGAAAUCGCAAAGCGUGGUCCGCAUGGAAUUACCAUGACUUCAGCACCUCUGUUCCUUCUGGCCCUCAUGUUUCCCUGACAGCAAACCUAAACGAUCUGCCAGGCCAAGAUAUCUCCAUAACGGGCCCUAUCCUCACUACUCUCAACCCUUGUCGAGUUCCCGACCCAUCAUCGAUCCAGGGCACAUUCUACUUUCGCCAUCCAGUCUAUGAUAGUGCCAGUAUGCAGGCACAGAAUGAAUUACAUCAAAUCCAAGGACGUAGAGGUAUUUGGUUCGCUGGGGCUUGGAUGAGGGAGGGAUUCCAUGAGCAAGGGUUUACAGCUGGUGUGAAGGCCGCGAUGGAUAUUUGGCCGGAGGUGAAGUUACCCUUUCCCAUUGUGGAUUGUCCCUCUCCCGAGGAAGAGAGGAUGAAAUUGAGUAUGGAAGGGCAUAGGCUUCCAGGGCUGAUGAGACUGCUGCGGUUGAGUACGCAUGCAGUUCAGUAUUCCAUUGUCUUUGGUCUCUUGAUCGGACGGGUUGUGAUGUUUCUAUUUGGUACUAUAUAUUCCGAAUAUUUCGUGGCUGCAAGGGCCAACGCAAGAGCCAAAGCGAAGGCAAAAAGAGUCUAG
This is a messenger RNA of Paecilomyces variotii, 1734 nucleotides long. RefSeq lists its product as hypothetical. NCBI's taxonomy places the organism in Eukaryota, Fungi, Ascomycota, Eurotiomycetes, Eurotiales, Thermoascaceae. The record is from RefSeq and is a predicted model, not a curated record. Bases 1 to 1734 code for a protein of 577 amino acids. The transcript has 3 exons. Gene Ontology annotation, molecular function: oxidoreductase activity.